Sphenostylis stenocarpa is the source of this 210-nucleotide messenger RNA. The record is from the annotation of a GenBank genome assembly. Lineage: Eukaryota; Viridiplantae; Streptophyta; Magnoliopsida; Fabales; Fabaceae.
AUGGACGGGGUGAAACCCACAAAAUCUGAGAAGAUAAAACCUGCUCGCACACUCUCCGAGAAAAAAUAUUCUCUGCACUACUCUUCCGUGUCGUGUCAUCGCCGCCGAUCCUUCUUUUGCCUCGCCCUCGCCUUUGCUCAUUUUGUGUAUUGGGCAAGUGAGGUUUUGGAGUUUCGGUUUGGGUGGAAGGGAAUGGGUCUGAUUGAUUGA